AAAGAUUAGAAAAUGAAGAGAUAUUAAACUUAUUUCGUAUAAAUGAAUCCUUUAAUAUGAAAAUGUAUUUUUAUAUUUUGCAUCUUUGGAUAAUUAAUAAAAGAUUAAGACAUGAACAGUAUCAAGGAGAUAUUAUAAAUACAUAUAUUUUUGAUAUAACGUGGAGAAUUGUUCGUGAUUGGAUGCUUUUAAAAGAUGUUCCUGAAUAUUCUUUUAAUGCAGAACUUUUGAAUUGUCAAGAAUAUGCAUUUGGAUUUUUGGUAUCAUUAGACGAAGCGGCUAACAAUGUAGAUAUUUUUCCAUCAUUGUUGAAGGAUAUAUUAUGGGAGCAUUUAUAUGAAAAAAAAGUGAAGCAAUGCGGGAAAAUUGUAACAGAGUUAAGUAAAUAUAGUAUUCUUCAAAUGAGACAUAUAUUUAAUUUAUCAAGUGAUCAUUUUUUACAAGCCUAUUUUAUAUGGGCUGAUUUUUAUAACCAGAAAAAAUCAAAUCGUCGUUUACCAGCAUUGUGUCAGCAAAUAUCAUAUGGAGGCUAUCGUCCGAAAGAUAAGAGUAAAUAUCUUCCCUAUGAUGAUGGAAAGAAAUUGUUACCAAGAAUUUAUUAA
Plasmodium reichenowi is the source of this 602-nucleotide messenger RNA. RefSeq lists its product as hypothetical. The record is from RefSeq and is a predicted model, not a curated record. The annotation marks the transcript as partial. Gene Ontology annotation, cellular component: mitochondrion. Gene Ontology annotation, biological process: mitochondrial respiratory chain complex III assembly. Lineage: Eukaryota; Apicomplexa; Aconoidasida; Haemosporida; Plasmodiidae. The transcript has 5 exons.